This is a messenger RNA of Astyanax mexicanus (Mexican tetra), 865 nucleotides long. RefSeq names its product charged multivesicular body protein 5-like. Gene Ontology annotation, biological process: late endosome to vacuole transport via multivesicular body sorting pathway; vesicle budding from membrane. Gene Ontology annotation, cellular component: multivesicular body. The coding region runs from base 139 to 807 and encodes 222 amino acids. The transcript has a single exon. Lineage: Eukaryota; Metazoa; Chordata; Actinopteri; Characiformes; Acestrorhamphidae. The record is from RefSeq and is a predicted model, not a curated record.
GCAGACAGGGAGAGCGAUGGUGUCAUCGGCCGCUCUCUUCCCGGCCGCUGCGACGAUGACGUCAUCGCGCGCUCUCCCCGGCCGCGCCUAUAAAUAGAGCGAGACGCCGCCUGAAUCUUAUUGUUCGCGCCACUCAAAAUGAAGCGCGUGUUUGGCCGAGGAAAACAGCCCAAAGACUCCGAACCCACCCUGGCGGACUGCAUAACGCUGACCGAUUCACGGGCAGAGUCUUUAGAGAGGAAAAUAUCCAGGCUUGAUGCAGAGCUGUUGAAGUACAAAAAGCAGAUGGAAAGAUUGCAGGAUGGUCCAUCAAAGAACCUGGUGCAGCAGAAAGCCAUGCGAGUUCUCAGACAGAAGGUCAUGUACGAGGAGCAGAGGGAACAGCUGAUGGAGCAAUCCUUCAACAUGGGGCGAGCCAGGGACUCCAUUCAGGCCCUCAAAGACACUAAAACAACUGUGGAAGCCAUAAAGGCCGGGCUCAAGGAAAUGAGGGAGGCACACAAGAACGUGAAGAUCGGCCAGAUUGAAGCUCUUCAAGAUCAGAUGGAGAAAAUGAUACUGGAUGCAAAUGACAUCCAGGAGGCUCUCAGCCGCAGGUACUCAAUGCCAGAACUGGAUGAGGAUGAUCUGAAAGCGGCGCUGGGAGCACUCGGGGAUGAGCUCAGUAUAGACGAUGACACCUCUUACCUCGACGAGUUCUUUGCAGCUCCAUCUGUACCCUCAGGAGUGCCAGGAGAGAGCAGCACCUAUCAGGAUGAAGUGCUCACGGAUGAACUUGCCCUCCCGGAUGUUCCAGAAACAUAUUAACUAAACAUAAUUAACCCGACCCACACCCCACCUUCACCCCUCAAAAAAAAAUUGUGAA